Messenger RNA from Penicillium subrubescens, 1392 nucleotides. Its product is annotated as thiolase family protein. Lineage: Eukaryota; Fungi; Ascomycota; Eurotiomycetes; Eurotiales; Aspergillaceae. Gene Ontology annotation, cellular component: peroxisome. Gene Ontology annotation, molecular function: acetyl-CoA C-acyltransferase activity. The record is from RefSeq and is a predicted model, not a curated record. The transcript has 4 exons. Gene Ontology annotation, biological process: phenylacetate catabolic process; fatty acid beta-oxidation. Bases 109 to 1323 code for a protein of 404 amino acids.
CGGAGCUCUCCAUCCUGCAUCAGGGCCGUUUCCAGCCUUCUGGAAUCUGAUUAUGUACCAACUUCUCGUGAUCUAAUUCUCUUUACACAAGAGUUCUUCCUUGACAAAAUGCUGCGAAGAACUGCUGGCGAGGUGCUCAAGAAGAGCCCGAACGAUGUGGUCGUUCUAUCCGCCGUGCGGAGUCCCAUCACACGGGCGUUCAAGGGUGGCUUCAAGGACCUCUAUCCUGAAGAGAUUCUAAUGCCAGUCAUGCAAGCAGCCGUUCAACGCGCCAAAAUCGAGCCAGGCCAGGUCAACGACGUCCUCAUCGGCAAUGUCCUCGCAGAGCUCGGCUUCGCUAAGACCGGUCGCAUGGCACUGAAUGCCGCCGGAUUUCCCAAUUCAACCACCUUCCAUACUGUCAACCGCCAAUGCUCGAGCAGUCUCCAGGCAAUCACGCAUGUCUCCCAUUCGAUUCUCUCGGGGCAAAUUGAGGUUGGUCUUGCUGGCGGGGUGGAGAGUAUGUCGCGCAACUAUGCAUCACGAGGGAUCCCCACCGAUGUAUCUACAACGCUGAAAGAUGCGUCUGUGAAGGAUGCUCGAGAUUGUCUUAUGCCCAUGCUGCAGACUUCUGAGAACGUGGCCUCGCGGUAUGGCAUUAGUCGGCGUGAGCAGGAUGAGUUUGCCGCGGAAAGUCAGAAGAGGGCGAGUGAGGCGCAGAAGGCGGGCAGGUUCAAUGCUGAAAUUGUCCCUAUUCAUGCUAGACACGUCAGUGAGGGUAUUGAUGAGAUCACUUAUCAAAUUGUGGACCGUGAUGAGGGUGUUCGCCAUGGAGCUACCGUCGAAAAGCUGUCGACUCUCAAGCCUGUUCUGGAAAACGGCUUCAGCACAGCCGGAAACUCAUCUCAAAUAUCCGACGGCGCAUCAAGCACCGUUCUCGCUAGCCGACCCUGGGCCGAUGCACACGGUCUGAAACCCAUUGCCCGUUUUGCCGGGACCCAGAUUGCAGGCUGUGCUCCCGACGAAAUGGGCAUUGGCCCUAUAUUCGCUAUUCGGAACUUAUACAAAUAUCUCGGUAUCGAGAACAAGGACGUAGAUCUCGUGGAGAUGAAUGAGGCAUUUGCCAGCCAGUCAAUUUACUGCCUCCGAGAGUUGGGCAUCGACAUGAGCAAAACUAAUGUCAACGGUGGAGCCAUCGCGCUCGGUCAUCCUGUAGGUGCGACUGGUGCUAGACAAACCGCUACUCUGCUUGCGGAGCUACAGCGACAGGAUAAGGAAAUGGGGAUCGUGAGCAUGUGUGCCAGUACUGGCAUGGGAGUUGCAUCUCUAUUCAUUAGGGAGUAGACAAUGCGGACUUAUCAUCGAUCUCAUACAUUACUAUAGGUAGAUUUAGAAAUGAGGGUUUCACUGAGG